AUGCGCACGAGCAUGGCUUGUUGCGUCUACGCAGACAUUCGUGGUCACGCGACAAGACCAGUCUCAUUUACUACUGCCGCCUGUGAACCGGCCGCUCCCAAGCCACCCACAAUGGUGGCCUGCACCAGGAAUACAAUAUCCUUAAAAUGGUCGCCUCCGCAAGCAGAUAAUGGGGCGCGUAUCAUUGCCUAUCGGCUCGAGUACGCUCGUGCAGAUAUGGAGUCUCCUAGGUGGACGGAAGGCUUCUACGGCCCUCAGCGCUUCUGUAAGCUCCAGCAGCUCUUUUCUUCAAAUGAAUAUCUUAUUCGACUAGCUGCGAUCAACAUUCAUGGGCAGAGGUCAGGACUACUUGCAAUUUCUACUUGUGGCCCUUCCGCUGGUUUUACUAUUUCAUUAUUCCCACAUACGAAAAACGUAGCUUCUACAAAAAGGAAUUAUUAA
This is a messenger RNA of Protopolystoma xenopodis, 441 nucleotides long. Lineage: Eukaryota; Metazoa; Platyhelminthes; Monogenea; Polystomatidea; Polystomatidae. The record is from the annotation of a GenBank genome assembly.